UUUCUCACUCGUUCCGUUCUCCCCUUCCGUUUCCGUCGUGCGCUCUCGCAGGCUUUUCUCUCUUCGGAUCGAAUUCCCCACCAGUGAGGGAAGCCCCAACCAAGCCAACAAUUAAAAAAAAAAAAAAAUUCAUUGCCUUCCGUUUGUUCUUCUCAUCCAAAUCUGAAUUAAUAACGGAAUCCAAUCUUGCUGCUAGGAUUCGAUACCGAGAGAUUUUGCCUUCGCUCUUCGAUUGUUUCUGCGUCGGGGAAAUUUAGGUUUCUCUCGUUCGUUUAUCAUCGUCAUCGUCUCGAUUCGUUUAGGUCUGAUUUUCUCUGCCUAUACACUGUUAAUUUUUUUUUUCGGCCUCUAUUCGGUUUUUAUCUUGUUUUGAUCUGUAUAUUGUGUUAUUAAAUUUUUUUUCUUUUCUUCUUCCAUUAUUGUGAAACCCAAGGGCUUAUGGGGUUCGACCCAAAAAAAUAAGAGCAAUUUGAUUUGCUAUUUGGAUUCUAUUCCUGUCUUCUGAUUGAUUCUCGGCUUUUUAAAUUCUUCCUCAAGUUCUUCUCAGGAAACUCGGUGAAAAUUUUGGUGCGUUGUUUUAGUUUGCCAUCCGAAUUCGAGGGUUUUCUUGUUAGAUCGUCCAGAACCUUUUUUUUUUGUUUUUUUAAUUUCUCUUUUUGUUUUCCCCUCCCUACAUCUCUACUCAUUGUUCACCUUCUCAGUUAAAAAACAAAAAAACAAAAAGAAAAGAAAAAAAUUAGGGUUUGCGGAGUAUCUUAUAGUUGGGGUGUAUAUAGAUAGAUGAGAUGGCCUUGAACUUCUCGCAUCGACCAAUCUUUGCGGCUCGUGAUGUUGACAAUCGCUUCGAUUAUGGAAGGGAUAGAUGUGAUAGGCCUGGCUCACAGGAGUCUGUCUCGAAGGACAUUCUUGACCUUUUGCCAUCGGAUCCCUUUGGCAUGGAUAUUAGUAGUACCUUCACGGCCAUCACAGGAUGGCUAGAGGAUUUGGAGGUCGAUUACGUCGGAUACGGAGGGAAGGACGUUGGGGCAAGUGAUGAUAAUUAUCAGCUCGUUGCUGGGUUGAAUUUAAUUUGGAACAAUGCCAUGAGGUUCCAUGCGUUUCCAGGCAGUGUGUGCCUUGAGAACAAACCGCACGUAACUAGUGGUUUUGGUGACUGUUUUCAGAAUCAAGUUGGAGUUGCUUCGUGCAAUGAUGACUGUGGAUCUUCUUGUAACACGGGUGACAUGCUGAGCUUUGGCUAUAAAGAUUCAGGGAUUGAUUGUUGGUCCACUGACUCGUACAUGGAUGAUGGGAAUCACCCAGAAGGAGAUGAAGCAGCUCAUCAUCCUGCUUUGGGUUAUGCUCUCAGCUACCUAGGUGUACGUGACCUUCUUUCUGUUGAGAGAGUAUGCAAGUCUCUGAAUUCUGUUGUUCGAGGAGAUCCUCUUUUGUGGAAGAGUAUCCACAUAGACCAACCUAUCAAUGAGAAGAUUACUGAUGAUCUUCUUUUCCAACUAACUAAAAGGGCGCAAGGUAAUCUUCAGUGUCUGAGCCUGGUGGAGUGCACAAGGAUAACUGAUGAUGGUCUGAAGCAGGUUCUCGAAACCAAUCGCAAUUUAAUCAAGUUGAGUGUUCCUGGAUGUACAAGACUCAGUGUUGAGGGUAUUGUGAGCAUCCUUAAGGAUUUCAAGUCUGCUGGUACCCAUGGAGUGAAGAACUUGCGCAUAGGUGGCCUUUAUGGUGUCACAGAAAAACAUUUUGAAGAAUUGAUGCUUUUGUUGGGCACUGAUAGUCAGAUGUUGCAGCGAUCUCGCAGGCCACAUUUUUAUCACAGGGAAAACUUGUAUUUGUCCAAUGAAGAUGAUUGUGCCAUAGAUAUUGAGAUGUGUCCAAGAUGUCAGAAUUUGAGGCUCGUUUAUGAUUGUCCAGCAGAGGGUUGCCAAGGGAUUGGGCACGCUGCUCAGGUGUGCCGGGCAUGCACUCUUUGCAUAGCCCGGUGUAGUCAGUGUGGGCAUUGCAUCAAUGACAAUGAAUAUGAAGAAACAUUUUGUCUGGAACUACUUUGCUCUAACUGUGCAGCUAAUCAAGUGCCAGCAGGAGGCACCAGAUAGGUAAGGCUUCUGUUCUUUUUGAACAGGGUUAUGGCUGUUGUUAUGGUAGGGGCUGAACGUAAAUUACAUGUGUGAGUGUUAUAAGCUCAAUUUUCAGAUGAGGAAGAGAAUUUAUGUUGAUUCAAAGCUCGAGCGAAAAUCUAGGAACAUCUAAAAAUAGGCUUUUGUUAGAAACCCUGAAUUAUUGUCACAGAGCUCAACUGUUUGAGAACUUCUGCUGUUAUGGCUUGCUAUUUUCUAUCAUCACACUUGGUGUUUGUCUUGCUGAAGAAAAUGCAAAAGAGAGACUGAAGAAAAAUGCAGAAAAGAGAAUUUAUAGAUGUAACACUUCAGGAGGGGGAAAAUAUGUUGAGAGAUUGCUGCUUACUCGUCGGAAACAGAUUAUUUAAGGAAGUCCUUAUCAAGAAUAAAGUCCUAUGAAGACAGCAGAAAUGUUGGGUUGUGUUGGACUCUGGCGACAUUGUUUUGCCCUUCCUGGACUUAGUUUGGUGCAUUCACAAUGGGAGAGUUUUCAUAUUGUGGAGAAGCGGAAUUGGUUCAAGUUUUGAUAUUCUGCACAUGGAGAAACUCUAUUGUAUUAGUAGUAACCUGGAGGGGAUUGGUGCCAUUGUACCACGGCGGUUAUCGAUCACCUCACCUCACCAUUGUUGUAAUGAACAUUCUUUCUGGUUUCGUGGUGGUCUAGGUAAAGGAUGCUGCCACUGGAUGCUUUUUGGCUGCUACACGACCUUCACGAUUAGCUGUUCUCUCACAAUUCGCUCUGUUUGGUGUAUGUAUUUUGUUUAUUCUCUUCCUCCUUGUAUACAGAGGAAGGGAAGAAGAUAAUAAUGAAGGGGAUGUUAAGUGACACCUUUCACUCUAUACCCUUUCAACUUGGUGUAUGCCUUUCUACGUGUGUCAGGUGAAAUAAAACGGUCUCUAGAAUC
Messenger RNA from Prosopis cineraria, 3016 nucleotides. Its product is annotated as F-box protein SKIP14. Gene Ontology annotation, cellular component: cytoplasm. The transcript is spliced from 2 exons. The record is from RefSeq and is a predicted model, not a curated record. Bases 786 to 2090 code for a protein of 434 amino acids. Lineage: Eukaryota; Viridiplantae; Streptophyta; Magnoliopsida; Fabales; Fabaceae. Gene Ontology annotation, molecular function: protein binding.